Chilo suppressalis (striped riceborer) is the source of this 902-nucleotide messenger RNA. The record is from the annotation of a GenBank genome assembly. NCBI's taxonomy places the organism in Eukaryota, Metazoa, Arthropoda, Insecta, Lepidoptera, Crambidae.
AAGCUAGUUGCGCAGGAGUCUGUGAUCAGUCAGUUCUUAGUGGUGUGCUAAAAUACACAACUUAUUUUCAACAUGAAAUUCUUGAUCGUCGCAGCUCUCGCUGUUGCCGCGGUGUGCGCGGAAGAGGCCAAAAAGACAGAGAAGCGUGGCCUCGCCGGCCUUGGCUACGGCUAUGAUGGGCACGGCCUUGGUUACGGUGGUGGCCUCGGCUACGGGGGUGUGGGCUAUGCUGGUGGUCUCGGCGGAUUGGGAUACGGAGGUUACGCGCAUUCUCCCGUAGCAGUCAGUAAAGUGGCCUACACUACUGCUCACGGCCUCGGAGGUUACGGUGGCUACGGAGGCUACGGAUACAACGGCCUCGGCUACGGCGGCCUCGGGGGUUACGGCGGCGGCCUCGGUUACGGCAACUACGGUGGUCACGGAUAUUACGGAUCUCCCGCCGUCAGCUAUGCCAAUCAGAUCGCUUACAACGGUUACGGCGGAUAUGGUGGAUACGGCGGAUAUGGCGGAUACGGCGGAUACGGACACGGCCUCGGACACGGUUUGGGAUACGGCGGACUCGGCUACUACGGACAUCACUGAAAAUAUACCUUACAUUAAUACGACCCUUACGCAAAAUUAUCUUAAUACUCACAUUAUGAAAACUUUAUGUAGAUACUAUCGUAAAAAAUUCUACUACCAAGUUUUUUUUUGAAAUGUUACCAUCGAUAUUUCAUAAUACUCAAGGGUCAAGUUUCACUGCCAAAUUAUUUAUUUUAAUGCCUAGUCGUUUGUUUGUUAGCUGGCCAGUUAAAAGUUUCAGCUAGUUGAGAACACUUACGGCAAAUAAAAUGGACCAUUUUUCUACAACGAUCUUUUUGAAGCUUUGUAAAUAUACGUAAUGAUAAAAGUAUAAAAUAACA